Molecule: messenger RNA, 2000 nt
Organism: Paralichthys olivaceus (Japanese flounder)
Lineage: Eukaryota; Metazoa; Chordata; Actinopteri; Pleuronectiformes; Paralichthyidae
Gene: amn
Product: amnion associated transmembrane protein
Biological process (GO): intracellular protein localization; receptor-mediated endocytosis
Cellular component (GO): endocytic vesicle; apical plasma membrane
Source: RefSeq, a predicted model, not a curated record
AUUAGAUUGAGAAUAGUUUGUGCUGGCUCCUUUCCAUGUUAGCCUGAACAUUUACAAUGAAUUUAAUAGGAAAUGUUUUCUCUACCUUGCAGCCAUAGCUUCUGGCCUGAAUCAUAUGUAAAGAAUGAGGGAAUACAAUUGAUUAUAAAACCCACAUCAGUGUAACAUGCAUUUUCAGGAUAAAAAAAGAAAAUAUUCAGGAUACUCAUACGUAUACAUGCAGACAAAAGAAAUGAAAAGUUGGUCUGUUGCAGAUUUAAGUGUAAAUCUUUUACAGGUCACCUGGUUGAUGUGGUACAGAGCUCAUCAACUUUAAAGCUGCGUGCACUCGUGUUGGUCACAAGCUUGGUAACAAAGGUCACCUGGUGUUGGCUCAGUGUGUCACAAACAUUCAGGAUGCUGAAAACACCAGACGUGCUCCUUCUCCUCUGUCUUGUCGGGGCAACGGAUGCCCUGUACAAGCAGUGGAUCCCCAACACCAACUACGAGAACAAGACCAACUGGGACAAAGGAGCUGUUCCAUGUGGCAGUGACAUAGUUCAGUUCUCAGCCCAAAGAAAAGUGUCUGUGUUUUUGGAGACUGCGCAUGCUGUGCAGGAGCUGAGGCUGCCAGUUGAUGGAGAGUUCAUCCUGUAUGAGGGAGCUGGAUUUUAUGUUGUGUCAGGACAAGAUCCAGGCUGCGGACAAGGUGUCACUGCCCGGUUCAACGAUUCAGACUCUCUGCAGUGGUUUGACCCAGCUCUGUGGCAGGCAGGUGUAACACAGAAUGAACUGCAGCGUCAACCCUUCCUGUUCUCGGUCCACGAGGAGAGCGUCCCCUGCCAGUACGAUGAGGUCAUUUUUAAAGCCCUCUCCUCCUUUAGAGUGGACACCAGCUCCAGUCAGUCUAGCAUCCCUGUGAAAUCCGUGUCUGUGCUGGGGGAGGUGUUUGACAGCAGAUCUGAGUUUUCUGAGUACCUUAGCUCACGCUCAGGUCGGCUGCAGUUUCACGGAUCCUCUGCAGUCACUGUUGGGAAUCCAGGCUGCGGGGAUCCUUCUGGCUGUGAGUGUGGGAACUCUGUAAACCGUCAGCGGAUCUGUAGCAGUGUGACAUGCCCGUCCCUGAACUGCAAGAAGCCUCUCUUCCCUGUCGGACACUGCUGUGAGGUAUGCGGGGCCAUCAUCACCAUCCAUUAUGCUGCUGGUUUCAACCUAGAGAGUUACAGGCAAAGGAUCCAUCAGCUCUUUCUUGUAUGGCCUAAGUAUGAAUCCAUCCAGCUGGGCAUGUCUAAAGUCUUCAAGUCGCAACGUUUGAUGGGGAUCGUCCCUUUCGGUAGCACACCUGAGAUCCAGGUUGUUAUUAUGGACGGAGAGACAGGAGCACGGUCAGAGGCUCUGGCCUGGGAGAUCUUGGAGGAUGCCCGUUCCCAUGGCUCUAAACUCGGAAUCGCUGCGACUGAACUUCAAGCCUCCUCUGGUAACAACCAGUCUGGAGGCAAUGCAGGGAUGGUGGUUGGAGUUGUAUUUGGAGUCUUGAUCAUGAUUAUGCUUAUUAUCACUGUGGUCGCCCUGAUUCACAAGGGCGUUGUUCAAAUGCCAUCAAUGCCGUCUGUGCCUUCUCUGAGGAGCUUCAAGAGAAAGAGCGACACUGGAGACCUUGUAGGGCCUCUUGACCAUGGAUUUGACAACCCAAUGUUUGACGACCUCAACGUGAUGUCUGACCUUCCUGGUCUGCACGGGAAUGAAAUGAACCCAAUUUCCAUGACUCAGACAAGUGGUGUGUACUUUGUGAAUCCAGUUUAUGAUGAGAAUGAAACUGAUUUUAAUGCCUAGGUAUGUUAAUGAUUUCCAAAGUACUUUUGCAAUGUGAAGAUUUCACACACCCUCCAUAAACAAUCCAUUGUCCCACAGCUUUAUGAUAUAAUAAUUCAGCAAUGUAAAUAGACUUACACAAGUACAAACAGUCACUUAAGCUUUUAUUAACUGAAUGAACUUGUAACACAAAUAAAAUCAUUGUUAGA